Nannospalax galili (Upper Galilee mountains blind mole rat) is the source of this 2062-nucleotide messenger RNA. RefSeq names its product TXK tyrosine kinase (gene Txk). Gene Ontology annotation, molecular function: non-membrane spanning protein tyrosine kinase activity; ATP binding; protein binding. The record is from RefSeq and is a predicted model, not a curated record. Lineage: Eukaryota; Metazoa; Chordata; Mammalia; Rodentia; Spalacidae. The transcript has 14 exons. Bases 1 to 1587 code for a protein of 528 amino acids. Gene Ontology annotation, biological process: adaptive immune response; T cell receptor signaling pathway; tissue regeneration.
AUGAUGUGUUUUUCAGACAGCACCUUCCAGUCCGUUUUCUGUUGCUGCUGCUGCUGCUGCUCAGUACAGAAGCGACAGGUGAGAACACAAAUAAGCCUGAGAAAAGAUGAAGAGUUUUCAGAAAAACACACUGGAAGUCCCAGGCCCUGGUUUGGCAAACUGAAAACCAAGAAGACGUCCAACAGGAGUUGCGUGCAACCCUCAAAACGCAAGCCACUGCCUCCCCUUCCGCCCUCAGAGUUUGCUGAAGAGAAGAUCCGGGUCAAGGCUCUUUAUGAUUUCCUGCCUUGGGAGCCCUGUAAUUUAGCACUAAAGAGAGCAGAGGAAUACCUGAUAUUAGAGAGGUGUGAUCCUCACUGGUGGAAGGCCAGAGACCGUCUGGGGAAUGAAGGCUUAAUCCCAAGCAACUAUGUGACUGAAAACAAAUUCACCAAUAUAGAAAUAUAUGAGUGGUACCAUAAGAACAUUACCAGAAAUCAGGCAGAACAUCUGUUGAGGCAAGAGGCCAAAGAAGGUGCAUUUAUUGUGAGAGAUUCAAGGCAUUUGGGUUCUUACACGAUUUCUGUGUUUACAAGAGAUAGAAGAAGUACAGAGUCUUCAAUAAAACAUUAUCAGAUUAAAAAGAAUGACUCAGGACAGUGGUAUGUGGCUGAGCGACACCUCUUUCCAUCCGUCCCUGAGUUGAUCCAGUAUCACCAGUACAAUGCAGCUGGUCUCAUGUCCCGACUCCGCUAUCCAGUUGGGCUGCUGGGCAGCUGUUUACCAGCCACAGCUGGUUUCAGCUAUGAAAAGUGGGAGAUAGAUCCAUCUGAGUUGGCUUUUGUCAAGAAGAUCGGAAGUGGUCAGUUUGGGGUAGUCCACUUAGGGGAAUGGCGAGCACAUGUCCAGGUCGCCAUCAAGGCCCUCAACCAAGGCUCCAUGUCAGAAGAGGAUUUCAUAGAAGAGGCCAAAGUGAUGAUGAAACUGUCACAUUCAAGGCUAGUUCAGCUUUAUGGGGUGUGUAUACAGCAGAAGCCCCUCUAUAUUGUGACUGAGUUUAUGGAAAACGGCUGCCUGCUUAACUAUCUCAGGGACAGAAGAGGAAAGCUUAGGAAGGAAUUGCUACUGAGUGUGUGCCAGGACAUAUGUGAAGGAAUGGAGUACUUGGAGAGGAACUGCUUUAUCCACAGAGAUUUGGCGGCAAGGAAUUGUUUGGUCAGUUCUACCUGUGUAGUAAAGAUUUCAGACUUUGGGAUGACAAGGUAUGUUUUGGAUGAUGAAUAUAUCAGUUCUUCUGGAACCAAGUUCCCAAUCAAGUGGUCCCCGCCUGAAGUUUUUCAUUUCAACAAGUACAGCAGCAAGUCUGACGUCUGGUCAUUUGGAGUUCUAAUGUGGGAAGUUUUUACAGAAGGAAAAAUGCCUUUUGAAAAUAAGUCAAAUCUGCAAGUAGUGGAAGCCAUUUCCAAAGGCUUCCGGCUAUACCGUCCUUACUUGGCCCCCAUGUCCAUAUAUGAAGUUAUGUACAGUUGCUGGCAUGAGAACCCUAAAGGCCGUCCGACAUUUGCAGAGCUGCUUCAGGUUCUCACAGAGAUUGCAGAAAUCUGGUGACCUGAAAUGGAAAACUGAACCAGAGGGUCAUCGUGCAAAAGUGUCAUAGAGGAGAUCAUGGGUGACACCAGUGAUGGGGAGUUUAGAGUUGCUAACUCUUGGCUGGAGAGCGAAGAUCACAGGCUUUCACACUGAUUUCAACUAAAGACUAUUCUGGUCAUAGUUUUUCUGCAUGUGUGAGAGGGACUUCCAAACUAUACACUGAAAAUCUUUCGCAUCCCAUGUGUGAAAGGAAAUGGGUUCCACAUCAGCUUUCCCAAUGACUUCUUCAUGACAGUCACCUUCAGAACCCUUGAGGAUACAUGAAAACCUGAUACUUCACAAGGCCAAAGAAACUUGUUUCCUGAGGAGAACUGACAUUCCACUCUUGAGUGGUCCAUGCAUACAAGAGAAAAUUAGAUUCAGCCAACUCAGAGUAAAAAGGCCUCCCCCACAGAGUUUCAUGCUUUGGGGCUGUAAAAAUCUUUAUAGAAAA